UACUUGGUACUGUAUUACCCAACCCGAUCUCUCUACCUACUGUUCACUAUUUGCUGUAUGUUUGGCAUGGAUGGAGACACCAGGACCGCGGAAAAAUGAAAGGAACCCUAAAAGACGGACAGACAACAAUUUUUCAUUGUUGCUCGACACCUAAACCUAACAAAAAAAGAACAAAUCCUGACCAAAAAGAGGUAAAAACCCGUAUUGUUAAGUUAGGUGAUGAUUUGUGACAGGAGUUGGCAAGCUAGUUUUUUGAUUGCCAGUGUCCUGUGAAGUGAUUUUAAAUAGACUCCUUUGAAAAAAGUAAAUGAUUCAAUAAAUAAAUAAACAGGCAAAGAUUUUAACCUCCCCAAUGGCAGACCCAACGUUACGCCCUUGCCUUAGAGACCACAGUUCGUUAUGGCUUCUCUUGGUUGCCUGGUUGCGGUCGGGUCAUCUUCUACGUUGGAGGACAAACACCGUCCUGUAAGAUGGAGUCUGACAGACUGUUGCGUAGCUAUUUCAAUAAAUUUUAGACAGCAGCAGACGAUUAAUCGAGCAGAAGGCAAAGUGAAAUCUUCAAAAAAAAUUGCGAGCAGCAUGUCUGGCCAUAACCCGUCGACCUUGUGGUUUUCACCUAGCAACACUCCGGCUACAUCGGUCUAUCGCAUCCUGUGACCGGUAAAGUCACCCUUCAAAAUAAAACAGAAAAACUGAAAAUUGAUAUUCUCGUGGAGGAUCAAUAUGUCCCCUAUUUUGUCUGGAAAAUCCCCCUGAUUUGAUAUCGCAAACGUUGAAAGGUACUUGUCAGGCUCUAGCUAUAAGUGUACACAAGAGGGCGGAAUUCAUUAAAAGAGGCCGUAGAAGAAGAAUGCUUUCGAUGGGCGGGACAGUCAAAUAACGAAAUACGUCAACAUAAACAGCUUCUUAGUUCUCUAAUGUAGUAUGUUUAAAAGACGUGUUCAAAUAUGAGCUCUUUUGCAGGACGAAUGAAAGAAUAUCCAAGCAUUUCUUUGGACCGCUUCGACCACGAGAACUUACACGCGCGAGCGUACUUCCUGUCGCACUGUCACAAAGAUCACAUGCGAGGAAUCAAAGCACCAAAGCUCAAGAGAAGGCUGCAGUCCAGCCGCAAAGUCAGACUUUACUGCUCGUUUGUGACGAAGGAGCUGCUGUUGAGCAGCGCCAAGUAUCAUUUCUGGGAGGACUUCAUUGUUCCCUUAGAACUGGAGAGCCCAACUCAGAUUUCUCUGGUGGAUGAGGCGUCGGGAGAGAGCGAAGAGAUUGUGGUCACACUGCUUCCUGCUGGUCACUGUCCGGGCUCGGUUAUGUUCUUGUUUGAAGGUUGCAGAGGGAACGUGUUGUACACAGGAGACUUCAGGUUGGGGGUCGGAGACGUGUCAAGGAUGGAACAUCUGCACUCAGGAAGCCGUGUGAAGGAUAUUCAGAGUGUGUAUGUGGACUCCACUUUCUUUGACCCUCGCUUCUACCAGAUUCCUUCUCGGGAGGCGUGUCUGAGCGCCAUUGUGCGUCUGGUGGGUGACUGGAUCACUCAGAGCCGCCAUCAUGUUGUGUGGUUGAACUGCAAGGCGGCCUACGGCUACGAGUACUUAUUCACCAAGCUGGGAGAGGAGUUCAGCACACGGGUGCACGUCAACAACCUGCUGAUGUUUCGGAGGAUGCCGGAGAUCCUGAGCUACGUGACCACCGACCGCAGGACGCAGAUUCAUGCCUGUCGACCCCCCAAGGAUGAGAUGUAUCUCCAUGGCAACCGGACACCGUGUGGCUGCACAGCACUAGACGAGACACGUCUUCACGUGAUGAGCAUCAAGCCGUCCACCAUGUGGUUCGGAGAGAGGACUCAGAAGACAAACGUCAUCAUCAAAUCAGGAAGCAGUUCCUUCCGAGCCUGUUUCAGCUUCCACUCCUCCUACUGCGAGAUCAAAGACUUCCUGUCCCACCUCCAGCCUGUGCACGUCUAUCCCAACGUCAUCCCACUGGGACGCACGCUCAGCGAGGUCACGCAGAUGCUCCAGCUGAUGUGCAGGAAGCGGUCAGAGGAAGGGUUCACAUACGAACCACUAGGGGUGCUCAAGCGCAGCGUGGCCAAGACACCGCCUCGUGAUUCGGACAGUGAUGAUGGGCUCUUUGGUGGGAUAGAUAUGGCGCCAGUGAGGAAGAGGGCGGCGCUGAGCAGCUGCACUGAAAACGCUCCUAGUGCACACACCACAGCGCCACCUGCCUCUGAGGGGGACUGCCUGCAUCUGACCCUCCUGCCGCCCACGAGCAACUACAUGGACUGCACAGAGUCAAAUGACGAAGAUGAUGAAGACGAGGUGAGCGAUGAGGAAGCGAGCACCCAGGCAGAACAUGGCUCAGAGCGGCCCCCCAAGUGGGCGGACUUUUUCACUGUUGAGGCGCUACCUGAUAGCCAGAACAGCCUCCCAGGCUCAUCCCCCUCCAGGAUGACCGGUUUGCAGACACCUGAAGAGUUCAGCCAACAGGAAGAGAACCUGGAUGACGACUUUAGUCUGGCUCUGUCCACUUCUUUGUCCAAUCAUUCCUCCCAGACGCAGGACUCCAACCGCCCCCAGACCCUCGCCCAAUCACAGAACGGCAGCGGUGUCUCAUCGGAGCUGCUGUAGUCUCAGGCGUCGUCAGACUUUUACAUUCCCUGCACCCCAGAGUCCGAGAGGCCGUCCCCUGACGAACUAUCUCAGUUGUACAGGAAGUUGGCGUCAGGGGAGGAUGUACUGGUGGAGACAGGAAGUCACAGCUUUUCUACUUCCUGUUAUCAUUCCAAAUGAAUGUCUCCAAAUGAAAGGUUAAAAUAGGAAAAGUAAAUCAUGCAGUCGCGUUUCCUGUAGA
Messenger RNA from Dunckerocampus dactyliophorus (ringed pipefish), 2847 nucleotides. It is a transcript of the gene dclre1c, whose product is annotated as DNA cross-link repair 1C, PSO2 homolog (S. cerevisiae). Gene Ontology annotation, biological process: protection from non-homologous end joining at telomere; interstrand cross-link repair; double-strand break repair via nonhomologous end joining. The transcript has 15 exons. The record is from RefSeq and is a predicted model, not a curated record. Lineage: Eukaryota; Metazoa; Chordata; Actinopteri; Syngnathiformes; Syngnathidae. Gene Ontology annotation, molecular function: 5'-3' DNA exonuclease activity; damaged DNA binding.